AUGCCACUAUCACUAAUCUGGGUAUUAUUGGCGCUAGAUCUAUACAUAUGGAAUCUACCAUACUCGGAAGCUCUUCCCAACAGUGCUGUCUAUGGUUGUCCAAACGCAAACCGAGGCAUUGUCUUGACUAUUGAUGAUGGACCAUCUAAUACUACAAACGCAAUGUUGGACACGUUGAAAGCAUUAAAAGUGAAGGCCACCUUCUUUGUGGUGGGAGUCAAUGUGGUCAACCAUGAAGCCGAAGUGAAGAGAAUGGUUGCCGAGGGACACGAGGUUGGAUCACACACGUGGUCGCAUCAAAACCUCACAAGGCUCGUCGAAAACAAGGAUUUUGAAGCUCUUCGAACUCAAGUUGAUGAAUAUCAUGAGUAUUUACACCGGCUUACCGGAAAACCGAUACGAUAUUUGAGGCCGCCUUAUGGAACUUGCUCCGUUGGCGUGAAUAGAUACCUUCGCGAACGUGACAUCGUUCCCAUACAGUGGAACAGCGGCUGUAUCGAUUGGUACAACCAUAAUAUGACUAUAGAGCUGCCAUUUCUCGUGAAUGGAAUGGCUGAUUCGGGCGCUAUAAUAUGCCUGCACGAUCAACAAUCUACUGUGGACGGUAUGCCUGAUCUAGUGGAGGCCUUUACGGGGACAAAUACGACUAGAUAUAUCAAUCCGCAGGGACGGAAGAUCAUUACUCUAGACGAGUGUUUGCACGUUUGCGAUGAGGAAGAACCUUUCCUCCAUGGUCAAGUGUAA
Synchytrium microbalum is the source of this 744-nucleotide messenger RNA. RefSeq lists its product as uncharacterized. NCBI's taxonomy places the organism in Eukaryota, Fungi, Chytridiomycota, Chytridiomycetes, Synchytriales, Synchytriaceae. The transcript is spliced from 4 exons. Gene Ontology annotation, cellular component: membrane. Gene Ontology annotation, molecular function: hydrolase activity, acting on carbon-nitrogen (but not peptide) bonds. Gene Ontology annotation, biological process: carbohydrate metabolic process. The coding region runs from base 1 to 744 and encodes 247 amino acids. The record is from RefSeq and is a predicted model, not a curated record.